Messenger RNA from Pseudophryne corroboree (corroboree frog), 3865 nucleotides. RefSeq names its product eva-1 homolog C (gene EVA1C). Lineage: Eukaryota; Metazoa; Chordata; Amphibia; Anura; Myobatrachidae. Gene Ontology annotation, cellular component: extracellular region. The coding region runs from base 423 to 1712 and encodes 429 amino acids. The record is from RefSeq and is a predicted model, not a curated record. The transcript has 8 exons. Gene Ontology annotation, molecular function: heparin binding; carbohydrate binding.
CCACUAGAUGGCGCCAGCUGCCCAUGUCUGAGAGCUCCAUUGACUCUCCAAGUGGGAGGCAAUGUCUGGCUGCCACACAUUCCACGUGCUGCUGGAGCAGGGAGGGCUCUUCUGUUUAUUCCCAGUGAUCAGGGAUGAUGGCACAGGCUGGGCACUGCAACCGAUAGACAAGCAGCCAGCUGCAAGGUGCCUGCAAGCCUGUGCCCUAUGGAACACCUGGCAGGCCUCCUGGAGUAAGAUCAGACCCAGCAGCAGGGAAGGGGGUGUGUGCGAGGGAAGCAGCCUGGACUGAGACACAGUGGAUGUGCAGUAACUUCAUCAGGACUCUGAGUCACUCUGUCUGUGCAGACUCCUGUCUCUGCAGGUCCCUGAGACAGGACUGAGAGCAGAUCAUGUGAGUCCCCAGGAGAGAUCUCCACACCAUGACCCAGGCAGAUGGCUGUGAUGGGAGACAGGCUACCUGCACCAGCAGCCUUGUGUGCUGCUGCAUCCUCCUCCUCUGGACCAGACAGGUCUCUGCCCUGGCUGACUUCUCAGGAUAUCUGACGAAACUACUGCAGAAUCACACAGUGUCCGCCUGUGACGGGGAACAUCUGACCCUGCAGUGCCCUCGUCAUUCCACGGUCAGCAUCCUGUCUGCAUUUUAUGGGCGUCCUUUGCAGGGUUCACCGGCCUGCGCCCCGCCGGACGCCAUGCACACCCCUCAUCACACGUGCCUUGCGCAGACUGCGCUGCAAAAAGUACUGGAUGAGUGCCAGAACCUGAGGUCCUGCCAGCUUCCCGUGAACAGCCGCGUUUUUGGGCUGGACCCGUGUCCUGGUACAAUCAAAUAUCUGCUGGUGUCUUACAAGUGCAAACCUACUGAAUACAAAUCGACAUCUGUCUGUGAAAACCAUGAGCUGAAGCUACACUGCAAGGAGCCCAAGUUACUCAAUAUCUACUCAGCUGUCUACGGCAGGUUCUCCAAUGAGAAGAACCCUUGUUCCACGGAGAUUGACCAAGCGACGCCGUAUGACUGUGUGUCGUACUCGGCGCUGGAGGUCCUGGCGCAGAGGUGUUACGGGAAACAGCGAUGCAGGAUGGUCGUCAGCGAUGAACAUUUUGGAAGUCCGUGUCUGCCUGGUGUGGUUAAAUAUCUUAUUGUCAAUUAUUCUUGUGUUCCCAAAAUCAUUCUGAAAGAGGUUGACCCCAAGAUUUCUAGUGUAAUACCCCCUUCGAAGCAGAACGAUGGCAAAUAUGAUAUCAAACUGCAUCCGUCUGAGUCUCGCAUCCCCAGCAGAGACGGGCUGCUCCUCACUAACCUCCUCGCUGCAUACUCUUAUAUCAGAGACCACCCGGAAACUGCGGCCUUGUUCUUUGUGUCCAGCGUUUGCAUCGGACUGAUUUUCACCCUUUUCGCAUUAGUGAUCCAUAUAUCCUGGAGGACUGACUGGCAUAGGCUCCAGAAAAUGAAUGGACAUCUUGUGCAGCAAAAAGACUGUGAAGAAACAGAUUCUUCUAGCAGUGAAGAUAGAGAGGACGAGGCUUCUGCCAAGUCUCUCUUUUCCCAGGAGUUCCAUGAGCUGUGCAAGACGUCGCGCCCCCUGUGUGACCGGGCGGAUGCUGCAGAUCUUGCAGAAAGGAUAGAACGCAGAGAGCAGAUUAUUCAAGAAAUCUGGAUGAACAGCGGCUUGGACCUCCCCCCUAGUAGUCUUACAAUCCAGUUUUUUUAACCCGUGCAACGUGCGUCACUCACAGCAGUCAUCCGGCACUUGUGGAACUACAAGUCUCAGCAUGGCAUGCCUGAAACGCUGGGAGGCCACAGAUUCCCAGAGCUUGUCUUAUACCCUUCUGUGAAGGGAAAUGUAUUUACCUUUUUAUUAGGAAAAAAAAACAAAACAGAAUUUUAAUUUUUAAAUAUGGAUACAUGUCAUAUAUUUUGGAGAGCUGCUUUAUAUUUUUGUACAAAAAUUAUAUUUAUCAAUGUAAGAUUAUUGAGAGAUGUAAGGGGAGCAAGAAGGAUCUUUUUUGGAGUAAUAUGGACCUUUGAUGGCAGAACAAUAUUCUAAUUAACGGGGAACUGACAUCUAGGAGUAUAUUUACUAAAGAUGUUUUUUUUUUUUAAAUUAUCGAUCCCCGGCAGCUUUAAAGGCUGGAUUUAAAAGGGCAAUGCAUGCAAAGUUCAGCUUGUUUUGCCUGUAUUGCUACUGCCCUUUUAAAUCCAGUGGAUGGCAUUAAAAUAUGGAUCUUUAGUAAACAGACCUAAAGCACAUUUUUAAUUAAUUAUCCCAGGUUUUCCUGAAAUUCCACUUACUAUGGUAAUGGGGAUAUUUAUCAAUCUUUCGAUAGAGGCUAAGUGAAGAUGUUUCCCAUAGUAACCAAUCAUAUUCUAGCUAUAAUUUCAUAAAAUGUCCUCUUUAGAAAGGUUUGAUAAAUCUGCCCCUGAAUUAGCUGGGAUAGGUUUUAUUCCUGUACUACUGGCAUGAAGAAUCUGACACAGAAGGAAACUAGAGACCGGGCUUAUAUGGCAUUCUUCCAACUGUCACUUCAUAUACUGUGCUAGAUAAAUGAUAGCUAGAAGUUGUAGCUAUGGCCAACACCUCCGCUUUAUCUCUCCGUAAAGUUCGAAACAUCUCCCCCUAUAUUCCUGCUGUUUCGCCCUAGAAUAGGCUCUUCACUGUUUCAUAAUAUGUUUUAAAGGGUUCGGUAUGUAAUACAGCUGGUCGGGAUGCCGGCGGUCACAUGACCGAAAGCAUCGCCCAACAGUGAAGAUACCGACAUCGGAGGGGGUAAGUAUUUUUACCGCCCCCUAUGCUAACCCUCGGAGGGUGGCGGCUAUAGCUAAGCUUCGGAGGAUGGUGGCUAUGGCUAAGCCUCGGGGGGUGGUGGCCAUGACUAAACCCCCCCCCCCAGUGCCUAACCCUCCCCCCCUCUGUGUCCUAACACUAGCCUGUACCCCGAUACUUACCUUUGGGAUGUCGGUGUUUCAGCGCCGGUCUCCCGAGUGGUGUCGGAAUUUCGGCAACGAUCACAUGACCACCGCCCCCUCCGUCCGCCGUAAUGCUAAACGCAUUCCAUUUUAAAAUGUGGCAGAAAUCCAAAAUACAGUAUAACUUGGUGCCAACCCCCAAUGACUUUGCCUUUGCUAAUACUAAUUUAAUACAAGUGCCAUUUGCCUGUAUAACUGUGUAAUUUAGCAUAAUCCCAGUGUUCCCAUGUAAUAAUGCCGCCCUUCACCUGCUCUCAGGUAUUCCCUGCACUAAAAUACAGAAAACAAUAAUAAUUCCACCUUGGCUGUAAUACCACCUUUACUAUAAUGCCAGUUUUGGCUUCUGCUGUAAGGGGGUCAUAUUAAGGGGGAGCACUCACUGUUUUACAAAGGAGCAUUUAAGUACGUUCAUCACUACACAAUAGAGACAGCCACCGCGCGGGUGAAAGGAUUGUAUGUAAGUGGCAGCUGUGUGAUAAAUGGUCAGCUGGCAAUAUUACUGUUCAGUAUGUACUGUAUAAAGGACAGGGUGUGGUAGGGGUCAGCCGCAGUAUGUAUUAAUGGGUCCUUCCUGAAUGCAGCACUAUCUUUACAAAAGGGAAGCCACAUAGUCCUGUGAUAAAGCAUUCCUGACACACAGAAUACAGAAUGUAUAUGAUUUAGGAUGUGUGACAUUUGUACAUUGCUGGAAAAGCCUCUUCUGAUGUGACAGUAUGCUCACCGCUUUACUAGUAGGCGGCUUAUCUGCUUGUCAGUGAGACUGGCACAACCACCUAUCCAGUUAAAGAAAUAACACUCAUUUAAAGAGCAAAUAAAGCCAGUGUUGGACAUUAAUCAAAAUAUAUGUACUACUGAGAAAAAUAAUAUACCUGAAAUAAAUGAAGUAUUUAUACAUAA